AAUCCUAAAUGAUCUUAAAAUAAUUUAUUUUGUAUUCAUUGGUACAAUCUACGUCUUUCUUUCGUAUACAGCCAAUUAAACAGACGCCCGUAUAAAAUCAACAUACGCGGUGGUGCGGACAACAACUUUCCGCCGUCUCAUUUGCUGGGCACCGGCCGGGUCUCCGUGUCCGUGACGGUGCACGUUUCAAUUCAUCGGGGCGGCCCGCGCCCACCCCCGUGCGCCAGCAAACGACGGCACUGGUUACACGGACACGCGUGACGCGUCGGCCGCUGGGUCCGCCCCGCGCAUCCCGAUCACGGCAAGCAAGCGCGCCCGCCGCUGCGCUGCACGUCCCGCCUCGACGCCACGCCAGACAAGCACGACGCGGAGCCAACGAAAAGCCGAAACGGGGCGCGGGCACGUAGCACGGGUGACGUGCGCGCAUGCUCCGACGUCCGGUCCAGUCCCGGCCCCGUCGCCUUCCUCGAUGCUCCCGGCGUCCGCCCCACGCCAAUCCCCGGUGGGCCCCUUGCAUGCGUAGGAAGAGGGACGGGAACGCGAUGCCGAUGCGGCUGCCGGCUGCACCGCGCCCACGUGAAGGCAUGCAUCCAUCCACACCGGCGAGGAGAAGGAGAUCAGGCAGGCCCGCGCGGCGGUGGGCUAAACGCGUUGCCGUCGCGAAUCUUCUUCCUCCACUCGCCCCGCUCCGCUAUUCGCUAGGGAAUGGAAUCCGAUCCCGUCCGAUUACAUAUAAUACAAUUAUGUUAACUUAAUUGCGUCUCAUAGGGCUAAACCCUAUCUUUGCAUCGUCGGAUGCUGCUACUAUGUGCUAUGGGAUGACCAUUCGCGUACUGUCGGUUGUAUGGGUGGGAUCCUCUGCGCACGCGUUUCGGUGUCCACGAUAUAAUAGUGGAAUACAGUGAACAGUUUGUUCGGUUAUUCUACAAUUCUAUUCUAUCAAAAGAACUACUACUGCUAGUACUAGUAGCAUCUAAAAAAGGCGGACGGUGUUUUCCUCGUGGCAGGCCACACAGAGGGGCAACCAAAGUCGUUGCCGCAGAAAAAAAUAAUAAUCACAAGCGUUCUACCGGUGGAGGACAACCAUUAAUCAGCAGGCUUUGGGGCCAAAAGAAACGGAGAGGAGAAAAGCGGGGGCGGCAAGCAACCACGGGCGGAGCUCGGAGCGUCCUCCUCCUCCCGUCUAUAAAUUCCCCUCCUUUUCUUCCUCCAUAUAUAGGGGCCAUCAGAUCCAAGAAGAGGGAAGAGCACCAAGGACCUUCGGCGCCCGUUCAGGAUCCACAUCUUCCCGAGCGAGUUCUUGGUUGACCUCUUCCUCUUCGGACCACCUCCAAGGCUCUUGGUGUAGCUUGCCACUCUCACCAAUCAAGUUUUCAUGUCUGAUCUCGACAUUCAGAUCCCAACUGCCUUCGAUCCCUUCGCUGAGGCCAAUGCUGGGGACUCUGGUGCGGCAGCAGGGUCAAAGGACUACGUACACGUGCGCAUCCAGCAGCGUAAUGGUCGCAAGAGCCUGACCACCGUCCAGGGAUUGAAGAAGGAGUUCAGCUACAGCAAGAUCCUCAAAGAUCUCAAGAAAGAGUUCUGCUGCAAUGGUACAGUGGUCCAGGACCCAGAACUUGGACAGGCUGCCCGCUAUAGGUCAUUCAGCUCCAGGGUGAUCAGAGGAAGAACGUCUCGAAUUUCCUCGUCCAGGCCGGCAUUGUGAAGAAGGAGCACAUCA
Molecule: messenger RNA, 1720 nt
Organism: Zea mays
Lineage: Eukaryota; Viridiplantae; Streptophyta; Magnoliopsida; Poales; Poaceae
Product: translation initiation factor 1
Exons: 5
Coding region: 1376-1705 (109 amino acids)
Biological process (GO): translational initiation
Molecular function (GO): translation initiation factor activity
Source: RefSeq, a predicted model, not a curated record